This is a messenger RNA of Bursaphelenchus okinawaensis, 7381 nucleotides long. NCBI's taxonomy places the organism in Eukaryota, Metazoa, Nematoda, Chromadorea, Rhabditida, Aphelenchoididae. The record is from the annotation of a GenBank genome assembly.
AUGGAUGUGGAAAGGUUAAUGAAAGACUUGACGGUGGAGCAGUUAUCAGAAAUCUAUACUUCUUUAAGGUAAAUUUUUGAAAAUUGUAGUUUGACUUAUCAAAAUUUUAAAAAUUGUGUUUUAUCAUCUGUAACUUUUUAAAAAUGGCGUUUGAACGAAACUAGCUAAAAUUGAUGUUUCAUUUGCUCUUGGGAUGCUGAAGAUCGUCUUAAAAUAAAAAAAUUAAAAUCAUUCUAAAAAUCAAAACUUUAGUAAAGAGAUAGAAACAAAGAAAGAAGAGCUUCGGCAGAUGGUCGGACGUCGUUAUCGUGACGUUCUGGAAGCCUCAAAUACGGUAAAACGUUUGAAUGAGCUGUCGGAUGCGAUAGUAAGACAAUUGGGUGAGACCCGAACAGUGUUGGCACCAUUCGAAAAACGACCAGUCGGGUUGGAACAGUCCAAAGCCAAGCGACUGACUACGCAAAGGUUUAUUCUACUCAACGCUGUAACUCCAUUGGUAAGGAGUUUGAUUUAUUUAAAUUUGAUUAAAAAGUGGUUUUUUGAUGGUCAAAAAGUUUAUGGAAUAUUCGAAGUUAUUUUUAAGGUCAAAAAGUUUAUAGAAUUUGGAUAAAGUUAGGCUUUAAUCUUAUGGUUCUGGGAAAAAAUCUAAAAAUGUGUCAUCUCAAAGAGCAAAUCGACCAUUUAUUAGUCGCUUCGCAGGGAAGAAACGACCGGUAUAAUUUCUCCGGCUUUUUGAACGUACGAUCUAACUCUGACUUCAAUGAAGCCGAGUUUCGAACCGAAACGCCUUCGAAACCGGACAACGCGCCAAGCGGGGUUUGAACUUGUCAUUUCUAGCGCGUGAGGCAAAGAAAAGAACCACUCGGUCAUGCGAACACGAGUGGGGAAGGGCAAUGUUUUUGACUCUAACUUUAAGGGAGAGACAGAAGUAGGCUAGUAAAUCGUUAAUAAGAGUUUUUUGACAUAAAUUUGGAAAGUCAAUUACUUUACUUAAAAAAAAAUUAAAUUUAUAACAUAUUUUAAAAAAUUCAUAUUUUUUUAAUUUUAAUUUUCAGUUAGACGAACCGAUCAAUGGCAUAACAGACGUGUUUAUAUUGUUAUUGGCCGAAUGUCUUCAAAGAUCAAUCGCGUUGGAUGGAACAGGAUUAAGUCCAGAACUAGAAGUCUUAAUUAAAGCCCUGGGAGACCAAUUGAUUAAUCAUCGACUCAAAUUGAAACAAAGGUUGAUGGCAGAACUUGGUGACAUAACAGAAUGGACGAGUUUGGCUGGUCAACUGGUCGGAAUCGGAAUGCUGAAUCAGACAAGCCCCGAGGCUUUGAUGAAAAGUUAUUUGGAGGCUAGAUUGGUGGGUUUAAGGGCUUUAAAAUUUUGUUUAAAAAACUUUUUUAAAAAUUUCAAAUUGAAAAAUAUGUAAAAUGGUAGUAAGAUUGGUGAAAGCUAAGUAAUAUAAUUUUAGCUAGCUAUUACUGGAACCCUAGAAUCCUCAACUUUGAUCGGAAUCAUUGGUCAAAUCAAAGAGACGACAGAAGUCAUGGAUAAGGUGUUUGGAAGUGGAAAAGGGCUAUAUUUGUGCUUUAAUACUGUCACAAAGCCUGGAUGGUGCCCAGGUUUGUAAUUAGCCGAAUUUUAUAAAAUACGCAAGAAUUUUUUACAUUAUUAACGUAAUUCUUUAUUAGGUUUUUCAAAUAAUUCUGUGCUUCCUAACCCUUAAAAUUUGCUUUGAGGAGGGACACAUAAUUAUUUGAACAACCUAUUAUUAAUAUUUUUUAUUACCUGGUCAUGUUCAGUUAAUCAUAAAAGCUUCAACUAUGAUGUCAUUCCAGAUAUCAUCCGCACAACAGUCAACGACCAGCUUAGUAUUCACACCAGACUAUUUGAAACUGAACUGACCAAAGCCAACCGAUCAUAUCGAACAGAAUUCACUCAGGUACCAGCUGAUCAAGUGGUACAAGCCGUAGCCCAAUGGACCGAAAAUUUGUGUUCAGAAGCCAAGGAAAAUGUCUCAAAGAUUGCGAGAUUCUUUGAAAGAACCGACGAACUGGUCGAUUUUGUGCUGGCUGCCAACGAACUUUUCAGAAAUGUAAGGGUAAUACAUAUAUCAUGAUGAGAUAUAUAACCUCUUAACGUUGACUUUGGCUUUGCUCUAGACCUAAUUUUGAGCUUGAAGAGGAGAAAGAGGAGGAAGGACCAAAGCCUGGACUUUAAAUUUGUGAUCUCUAGCUUAUAUUAUCAGUAAUUUACUUUGCUUAUGAAGUUUUGAGGUCUAAUUCACAAAUAAUUCCAAAAAUUUCAGGAAUGGCCAGGAGUAGAAAACCCUCGCCUCAUUUACCGUCGUUUAUUUGGCGAAGCCCUAUUCCAACGAUUCGCUGUGCUGAUUGGAAGUGAAAUAAAGGAAAUGGAAUCGGAAUUGGUCGAUAGAAUACCUAAAGUUAACUGCAAUCCACCACCAUUGUUUCACAAAAGAGCCACCAAGUUUGAUGGCUUAUUGGCUAGUGGCGUUUCACAGGAAUUGAAUGCGUAAGGGUUUAUUGGGUUGUUCACGUAAUUCUGGGCUCUCUAACUCUGAAAAUUUGAUUUGAGGGCGUAGAAUUAUUUGAACAACCUGAUAUUUUAUAAUUUAGGUUUAGAUAAGGAAUAGUAUAAUUUCGAAUAAAUUAAGAAAAAAUAGGUGAAAAAAAAUUUUUAAAUUUAAUUUUUCAAAAUAUUUUUUUUAAUUUUUAAAAUUUUUUAGAGUCGUUCAAAAGUUCUUCGAACGCCUCCGGAACCUGAACCACAGAACGAAUAAGUACAUCCAAUUGGGACACGAAGAAAAUGUAGAAGAAUUGAGAAAGUUCAUUGUAAAAGAAGUUAUUGCGUUCUUGAAAAGGUGAUUUUAAAUUUCGGUUAAGCGUCAUUUAAAGGCAAUUUACAUUUCAAAUUUUGAUUAAAAAAUCAAUUUUUUUAUAGUAGGAUUUUCAAAUAAUUCUGUGCCUUCUAAUUUUUAAAAUUUGCUUUGAAAGGGGCACACAAUUAUUUGAAUAACAUAAUAUUUUUUACGCCAUUAUUUAUAGGACCUAUGACAUUACUUGAAAAACCUAAUACUUUUUUUUUCAUUUUCAGAAUCACAGAGAAGCAUUCAGAAGAAAUCGCAAAUCGUGACUUGUCAGUAGCCGUCCUUCCAUCAGACGAAAAUCAACGAUGGCUAAAGGAAUUUAGAUUGUAUUUGGCAUUAGUACAGUUUGAACCAUCAAUCAUCAGUCAGUGUAUGGGUGAUGACACGGAAUCAGCUGUUGAAGCCAACAAGGUACUACAUCAGGCGGCUGAGACUGCAUUAUGGUAAGGGAUUGCGUUGGAGUUGGAAGCGAAAAUUUUUUAGAAUUAUGUUAAUAUUGGGUUGUUAAAAUAAUUCUGUACUUUAUGAAAUUGGCUUUAUGUGGUUAAGGAACACAGAAUCAUGUGAACAACAUAAUAGCAAGAUUUCAGUUAGAUUUUUUGGUUCUUUUGAAGAUUUUUCAUUGGAAACUCAAUUUUUUGGACUUUUUAUAGCUUUUUUAAUACUGAUAACGAUAACAUAGAGUAUGAAAAUUAAUGUUUUAUGAAAUUUGGGUUAAAAAGGAAUGUUUUCAGCCAUUUGAUGGACUAUAUAAUAGACGAAGCAGUACAAGACACUGAGUUGAACAAGUUGAAAGAAAGUUGUGAAGUUGCCUUCAAGUUUGUGGACUAUGUUCAGGUAUGAUCACAUUCUUAUUCUUGUCUUCUGUUUAUUCCACUGUUGUUAUCUUGUAUAUUUACUGUAGCUUAAGAGUAGUUUUUUUAUUCUGGACUUACUCGACCCUGUGGUUACUCUGCUCUGAUCUUUUCCUUGGUCUUACUCUACUCUUACUCUAUGUUUUUCUUCUCUGCCCUCUGGCCUUAUAGCUGUCUGACUCUAACUGCUUUUACUCAUGUUUUUCUUGACAUAUUUUACAUUGCUGUUAUAUAUAAAUUGUAUAGUAAGAAGUAAAUGUAUACCGUUCAAUAAAAUACUUUCAGAAUUGCGAAAGAAUCCCCCUAGGAACAGUCGAAAAACCAAAGAAAGAAGAACCAAAACAAGUUGAAGUAGAUCUAAACGAAGAAAACGGUGAGAAACCGGAAGAAAUAAAGCUUGAGCAACCAGCAAAGGAAGAAAAGGAAGUUGAAACAGACGUUCAAGCUUUUAUUGAAGUGCCAACUCAAAUCAAUAGGUAAGGCAAUGAUAAUGUUGAAUUAUCAAAGCGAGAAAAGUUUUAAUGAGUAAUAGAAAAUAUAUUACGUAUAUAUUUAUAAGCAUUAAGGUCUGUGUGUACGUCUCUGGGUGGUUAGAGGUUAUGUAUAACAUUUCUGGGUAGAUUAUAGAGGUUAUGUGGGAAGGUGUUAUAUUGUAGUAGUUACAAGUUGAUAACAAAGCAAGUUUUACUCGUUUUAUGCCCAAAUUUGUAAUGGAAUUGAGUGUUUUCUAUCUUCCAUGUAUGACUUGAGCUGUGCCAUAAUCUUUUCAUCGGUCAUCCUGUUUUGGGCUCUCCAUUCUUGACCUUGCUCGGCUAUGAUUAAUAGCACUUCAUAAGGUGACAUAGGUUGUGGACUGAAAGGAUGAAAAGGGUAAUAUAAAAUAUUUCACAGUGGAAAGACGAGUACUAACCUAAUAAUAUAUAGUUUGUUGUUUAGCUCAGAGCUUUUUGAACAACCAAAUAGUUUUUGCUAUAGUGUGUUUCUUAGGUUCAAUUAGUGACUAUAGCACUAUACUGUUCGCCAUAGCUGUUUUUUCUUUAGCAAAUGUUUAGUAAAGACAGUAUUAGGUGCCAACAUAACGAACCCACAAUUUUUUACAGGAAUUUACAGGCAAAGUAUGGCGGGUUCUUUAUGUCGGCACCUAAUAUAAUGUCGUUAAGCAAGGUGAGUAGCAAAGUUUAUCGUAAACUUACAUGUAGUCUCCUACAGGUUCUAUUGUGGAGUUUUCGUCUUCAGAAGUGUCCGCAGAGUGUGAGGUAUGGUUGUUGGGACUAACAGUAGCAAUAGGUCGGGCACUUUUGUGUUGUACUUUUGCUGUUUUUCUAAUAGGACGAAGAGCCUUUUUGUUGUAACGAAGACGGUGGCUAUAUACUGGACGUAAGACUCGUCUUCCAUACCUAACAGUGCUGUUGUUUUGACGUCUUUUCAAAAUAUUUUGGAAGUUGUUGAACCGAUGGCUUUUUCUAAUAUAUCUGGUAGUUUUGGUCUUAUAGUUGUUGGUAUUGGUCGAGCUUUUGUAUAGGCGAUAUCUUAACGUUUUGGAAAUUCGAUUGUUUGUUGGUCGCCGGGACAAAAUGUUGAUCUUGGACAGUCUAUCCAUGGUAUACUUUACUCUUUGCUGGUAGAGUACUUAAAGUUACUGUGAAACACGGUAUAUUGAAGUAUACUAUUAGUGCGUCUAGAAGUAACAAUCCGCGUUUUUUACUACAAAUUUGACGAAGGCUAGCUAAAAAACAUCGACAAAGGCAAUAUUUAUUUAAUAAUUACUAUCGUCAAUAACGACUUUUUUAUCAAUUACUGGGCAAUUUUUCGAUAUCAUCGGGAAAAAGUUAAUAAAUAAGUUAUAAAACCCAAAAAAAUGAUAAAAACUGAGCUUGCGCACCGAUCGAAAGACUAAAAUAAGAUACUAAAUGAAUGUGUAGACUCUAACAUAGGUUUGGUUUACAUUUACCAACGCGCACACAGCUUUAAACUUUGACACACUAAAUGAAUGUGUAGGAUGUCUAAGAUAAGUUCGAUUUACAUUUAUUAACGCGCACAAAACUUUAAUCUAGCAGUGAAAGGGGAAUAUGUUAACUUAAGCGUUGUUUUUUUUUAUUUUUACGUCAUAUGUUAUUUAUAUUAGCAAUGAGUGUUAUAAAACAAAAAACAUGUCUAAGAAACACAGAAAAAAAAAUAAACAAGAUUAAAGUACAGUAUCUUUAUUUAAAAUCUUUGAAUAAUUUCAAUUUUAUAGUAUAAAAUUAAUAAAUAAAGCAAUGUCUUAUUAUAUUAGGUUGUCAAGAAGUUAUUUUGAAAACCUAUAAACAAUUGAAUUUAUGCCAAUCUUUAAAAAAUUGUCUUUUAGCUAGGGUUGGUCGCAGGGCAGGGCACUGGCUUAGUAACAGGGCAUUUUUGAUUUUUUUUGGCGUGCUUUUUCUUUAAAUUUUUUUGAUUAAGUCUAAAAACGCAAAAAUUUUUAGAAAUGGGUUUUAAACAAUGUUAAUCUAUUUUACUUUGUUAUUGUCCUGAUAACGAUUACAGUUUUCAAGAUAUGAGUUUGGCGGAAAAACGAAAUUCAAAAAUGCCCUGUUGAAAUGCCCUGCCCUGCGUCCAAUCCUGCUUUUAGCUCAGAACUUUCCGGACAAUCUAAUAGUAAACAACGUACGGAGUUUUGUGUUGGUCACAAUGUGUAGUUGUUUUAGUAAACUUAAGAUGGCCUUUUUUUAUUGUAUUUGAUGUCUGUUGCAUUAGCUUGCCCACUCAGAGAGCCCAUUGUUUAUUUUUUUUUGUCGGUCAGAUUAAAGGCUAAGCUAACUAAAACAUUGCAAAAUACGUUUUAAUUUUGCCAUUUCAGACAACUCUUCGCCUUCCUGUACGCAAUAUGUCGUCGAAUUUCUCAAAAUUCAUUUGGCCAUUUAUUCACGAGAAACGUAUCUGUUCAUGUCUCCACCCGACUGGCAGAAAUCAUUUCUACCCUACUCAAGGACUCGGUAAAUGCAGUUCCAGAACAUACGACUCUCGUACUAACUCAACUCCUCUUUGACUCAAGAACGAUGGCUCAAAUGUUCCCAACUAAAAGGUUCGUCCAAGUAGUCGAGGUGAUCAAGAACAAGAUGGAUGUGGUCGAUUGGAAGUUGGUGGAUGAACCGGUGGCUAGAAAUGCGAGGGCUGCGGUCAAAAGAAGCGCGGUAAUUGUUUUUGGGUUACUGUAGGGUUAGGAAGGAAAGUAUGGUUCUGGGUAGAUUUGAAAGAGGGCCCACUCGGUCUGGCCUGGUUCGGCCUUUUUACGGGUCUGUUUUGGAGUUUGGAGCAGGUUGAUUAGCUUUAAAAAAACCUAGUAGAAUUGAAAAAUUAGAAUUGAUUCAAAAUGAAUGGCGCCUAAAAAUGAAUUGAAAAUCAAAAUCCACGUUUCAGAUGCUGUUUGGCCAACUCCAAACCGAUCCUCCAACCGGCUCAAUCUCGUCGAAAGACGCUUCUCAACAAUCAGUCAUUGACGUGCUGCCGAGAAUUGAAGGCGCUCAAAGAAUACCAGCUAUUCCACGCCUCAGCAAGAUCAAGGAAGAGGAGAAGAAGGCCAAGCUAAAGGCCAAACAAGCGGCCGAAGCCAAGCGACAAAACCCCGAAAAGAAUAUUAACCUGGGCGGUAUUUUCGAUUACUUUAUGAAGAAUUGA